Messenger RNA from Sesamum indicum (sesame), 1740 nucleotides. It is a transcript of the gene SOL1, whose product is annotated as carboxypeptidase D. Lineage: Eukaryota; Viridiplantae; Streptophyta; Magnoliopsida; Lamiales; Pedaliaceae. The record is from RefSeq and is a predicted model, not a curated record. Gene Ontology annotation, biological process: peptide metabolic process; protein processing. Gene Ontology annotation, molecular function: metallocarboxypeptidase activity; zinc ion binding.
UUCUUCACAGUCGCUUCUGAGAUUUUGCAAAAGUCCCUUGAAAGGAAACCUCUCCAAUGAUACUCUCUCUCCUCUUUCUCUCUCUAAAUCUCUCCUCUCUUUUCCGCUGCUCUAUUGCCAGAGGCGGGACGCUUCACCGCUCCGAUCGAUCAGGUUAUCUCGACGGUAGUAUUUAUGGGCACCUUGGGAGGCGGUUAUAUUCGGAGAAUAACCAGAUGUCUGAGGAAGAGUACAUAGAGAAGCUUGAAAAGUUGGCUGAAGGGUAUAUGAGUAAUUCUGACCUUGAGAAGGCAAUGAAGGAAUUCAACAGCCGGUGCAGUAACAUUUCCAGAAUCUAUAGUAUUGGGAAAAGUGUACUUGGAGUUCCUCUGUGGGCAGUAGAAAUUUCUGACUUGCCAGGGGCAAAAGAGGCUGAACCGGCUUUCAAGUUCAUCGGAAAUGUGCAUGGUGAUGAACCUCUAGGGCGUGAACUACUGUUGCUUCUAGCAAAUUGGCUUUGUGAUAAUUAUAUGAAGGACCCCUUGGCAACUUUGAUAGUGGAUGGUGUCCACCUUCAUAUACUUCCAUCAAUGAACCCUGAUGGAUUCUCUCUGAGGCGGCGGGGUAAUGCAAACAACAUUGAUUUGAACCGUGAUUUUCCAGACCAGUUCUUUCGUGUGAACGAUGAUAUGGACUUACGUCAACCUGAAACGAAAGCGAUCAUGAAAUGGUUGGAAGAUGUAGACUUCACAGCUUCUGCCAGUCUGCACGGGGGAGCGCUUGUUGCAAACUAUCCAUGGGAUGGAACUGAAGAUACAAAGAAAUAUUACUAUGGAUGCCCAGAUGACAAGACUUUUAGAUUUUUGGCCAGUGUAUACAGUAGAUCUCACUAUAAUAUGUCCCUAAGCAAGGAAUUUCCUGGAGGAAUUACAAAUGGAGCAUACUGGUACCCAAUAUAUGGUGGCAUGCAAGAUUGGAAUUACAUUCAUUGUGGAUGCUUUGAACUUACCUUGGAGAUUAGUGACAACAAAUGGCCCAAUGCCAGCGAGAUUCCAACUCUGUGGGGUUAUAAUCGAAUGAGUAUGUUAAGCCUUGUUGCAGGUCUAGUUAAGACAGGGUUACAUGGACGUAUUUUUUCAUCCGAUAAUGGAAGACCUUUGCCUGCAUCAGUAGCUAUAAGGGGAAUAAACUACACGAUUGCUGCUAGCAAAACACUUGCUGAUUACCAUCGGUUGCUGGCUCCCGGAAAAUACGAAGUUAUAGCAAGUAUGCCUGGAUACAGAUCAAAGAGUGCUUGUGUUGUGCUUGGAGAAGGAGCAGUGAAGGUAGAUUUUGUUCUUGAUCCCGAGACCUCUUAUAAUGGUACUCAACCUUUACUGGAUUCUGGUUGCGACUUUGAUAGCAAGACCGGUUUUCAAGUCCUCGACUUUCUGCCAGCUUCCCAAUUGGAAAUUUCUAUGCUAUUGAUCUUAAUUUUAGCAUUUUUUUGCUUCCUAAUGAAGAGAAGAGUAAGAUCAAAUCAUCUAAACUACAAACAGUCACUAGGGGCCAGACGUGUAGUCGUAUGAGAUACUAUUGAUUUUUCUCCCUCUAUUCAUACGUUGUAAUUAUCAUUUUUCUAUGUAGUCUUUUCUUCAGUUACUUUUAGCAUCUAGAUAGCUGUAGUUUUUUACGAAAGAAGAUCGCUAGAGUGUAGUGUUAGUUGAUUACAGAGGUAAAGAAAGGUGAAUUGGCACUCCAAUGCAGCAAACCUUUAUUACA